Messenger RNA from Danaus plexippus (monarch butterfly), 1487 nucleotides. RefSeq names its product lysophosphatidylserine lipase ABHD12-like. The record is from RefSeq and is a predicted model, not a curated record. NCBI's taxonomy places the organism in Eukaryota, Metazoa, Arthropoda, Insecta, Lepidoptera, Nymphalidae. Gene Ontology annotation, molecular function: phosphatidylcholine lysophospholipase A1 activity; monoacylglycerol lipase activity. Bases 142 to 1212 code for a protein of 356 amino acids. Gene Ontology annotation, cellular component: endoplasmic reticulum membrane. Gene Ontology annotation, biological process: monoacylglycerol catabolic process; phosphatidylserine catabolic process. The transcript has 10 exons.
AAGAAUUAUGACAUUUGACUUCAAAAUUAACUUGCGUGUGAAAUAUAAGAAAAUGUAAAUAGAAUAUACAAAAAUGUUUAAAUAAAUAAAAUGUACACAAAAUUGAAAAGAAAAUAUUUAUAAAGUAUCAAAUAAAUUAUAAUGGUUGUUGGAGCUAUACUUCUAACCGGCGCGUCACUUACGGCCAGUGUACUAGUCUUACAGGUGGCUGUAUUACCUCUCCUUUUUAGGUAUAGCAAGUCGGUACAAAGGAAAAUGGUGUUUUCUAAUUGCAUUAAUUAUCCAAAAAAUUUGGAUUUCGAAAACCCACAAAGCUGUAAUUUAGUUGGGGGAAGAAAUUUUAACAUUGUGUUCGAAUCAGUGGUUGACAACUGUACAAUCAAACUAGGCGUAUGGCACAUUGUCCCCUGCUCCUUAUUCCGGGAACUGUUCGUUGUGCAUGACUACCUCUCAAUAGAUCAGCGGCUGUUGAACGAGCUCAGGAAGACUAGAAACACAGUAGUGUUGUAUUGUCAUGGUAACUCGAACCACCGAGCGUCACCACACCGUCUCCAGAUGUACAAGGUGUUCCAGGACCUGAACUUCCACGUCAUCACGUUUGAUUACAGAGGUUACGGAGACUCGACCCACGUCCGUCCGACCGAGGGCGGCGUGGUUGAAGACGCCCUCCAGGUGUACAACUGGAUCAUGAACAACGUCCGGCAGAACGAGCAGCCAACAGUCGUGUUGUGGGGUCACUCGCUGGGAACAGCUAUAGCUGCUAACCUGGUCUCCAACCUGGACGGCCUGUGUAGUUCCCGGGGCGUGUGUCUUCCGCCGCCGAACGCGCUCGUCCUGGAGGCGCCUUUCAACAACCUCCUCGACGAGAUCGAAUGCCAUCCGUUCUCGAAGCUGGUCUCCUGGCUGCCGUACUUCCGCGGCUCGUUCGUGAAGCCGUUCAUGUCUUCGGAGCACACCUUCACUACAGACUGCUACUUGUCCCGCGUCCCCUCGUUGCCCAUACUGAUGCUACACUCGCGGGGAGACAGGAUCGUGCCUUACGACCUCGCUUGUAAGCUCCACGAGUGCAUAAUGACCUCGAGGUCAAAGGGCGGCGCUCCACUGGUGUUCCACUCGUUCGACCGGGGACACAACGACCUCUGCGAGGACCCCGACCUGCCCGCAGUCGUUGCGAAUUUUUUGGAACUCGUCAAGAAGAAGAGAAAUAUGUGAAUAAUAACGUUGUAUAGGAAAUAAAAAAUAUAAAAAGAUUUAAUUACAAAACACAAUAGUUCCUUAUUUCAUACGCAAUAAGGUUCGCAAUGUAUUGUUUGUGUUUCCCCAACUAUGAAGCCACUAGGCCACAUGUUGUGAUAUCCCGCUGUGAUGAUUUGCUGAGCCCCAAAUGAUGAAACAAGUGUCUAGUGUAGAGCUGAUGGUGAGAGUAGCGACAUCAGGUUGAUGAGAUCCACAUGUGGUUUAUACAAACAGACCGACAGAUAAAAAAU